AUGCCUGCCGAGCAAACUCCUCAAUCUCCUGCGGUAGUGCGUAAUGGCCUUUCUGUGCUGGGAGUUAUUCCUCCCCCUUCUGAGACAUACAGCGUGCCCAUCUCGCCGUUGCCACCACCCGCUUCUCCAGUGCGUAGUGUGGGUAUUGUAUACCCGUUCGAGCCGCCGUCGACUCCUGCUGACUGGGAGCCGCACCCGUCAAUUGUUCUCGUGCCAGGCGGUGGUGAAGGGUCGUCUAGACCCUCCGCGGCUUCACCGUCCACUGUGAGCAGCACCCCGGGGAAACGCCCGCGUGUGGGAAUGAAGUACACGCAGCAGCGGCUAUGGGGAGCCUCGCCACCCCGCAAAGAAGCUUCACCGCAACGUCCAGUAGCGACCCAAGACAAGGCGCCCGCUAAAACUACCGGUGACGUUGUCUACGAGACCAUAAAGCAUCGGUUUGAGACGGAGUGGCAGGGUAAAUUCAAGUGGUUGCGUCUUAUUCGGAUGCCUAACGGAGAAGCAAAACUCAAGUGUGACAUUUGUGUGCAGCAUGGCGACCCCGCAGCUCACACUAGCUACGGUAUUGACGUCACGCUCGUGUCUCAUCUCGUGGACCAGACACGGAUGCGCAUCAAGAACCGGCACUUAAACUUUGAGCCGGAUCAUCACUUCGGGAGUGGAGAGAAGAUGACACUGAACGACUUCAUUCAGCGUCAUCAGAAGAUGGACAGGCGGGAGGUGAAGGCAGAGGGCGUGGACAGUGACGGCAACCCUGUGGAAUUCAGCUAUACGCUGCACGAGAAUCCCAUCGAAGGGCAGGAGACGGACGGAGAUGUAACGGCUUGUUUCGAGCUGUCGCUGAAGUUUGUGCGUGCUGUCGACAAGGAGCUGGAGUGGCGGAUGAAAGACCUGGAGGAGCUGGAGGGGUGUAAGCUAUUUUGGUCAGCCUCAUACGUACCUGACGACGCCAAACAUGUGGAAAACUUCAAAAAAUGGCUGGCUCAACUGCACAAGCUCUACAGGAAGAAGCUUCAAGGUAUGCUCGUAGACCUCAUGGUGUGUACCUGA
Messenger RNA from Closterium sp. NIES-65, 1050 nucleotides. NCBI's taxonomy places the organism in Eukaryota, Viridiplantae, Streptophyta, Zygnematophyceae, Desmidiales, Closteriaceae. The record is from the annotation of a GenBank genome assembly.